Molecule: messenger RNA, 447 nt
Organism: Cantharellus anzutake
Lineage: Eukaryota; Fungi; Basidiomycota; Agaricomycetes; Cantharellales; Hydnaceae
Exons: 3
Coding region: 1-447 (148 amino acids)
Source: RefSeq, a predicted model, not a curated record
AUGUCUUCUACCCACAUUUCUACGCCGACGGACGCAUUGACUGCGAAGAACACCGGCACCCAGGCCACCGAGGCUCCUUUCGAUGUGAAAGACCGGAGAGAAUACGAGCAUGCACGCCAGCGCGCUCUCAAACCCUCCGAUCGUGUGAUCAAGCGUAUCUUCAAGCUUCCCAAACGCCCAGAGGGCAACAUUGGGCGCGGAGCGAAGAAACACCUAAUCAACACUGGGCAUAACGCGAUCAGAUACGCCCCUAAUCCCCGCUGGGACGCAUGGAUCAAGAAGGUGGACCUCGUGCUGUAUGAUGAUGACGUCGUGGAUGAUGUGCGCGGUCAGUUGCAGUUCGAACGCGCUGAGGACCGCGCGGUGGCACCUCGCGAUCCCGUAUUGCGCACGAUUACGAGAUUAUACCUCAACUGCGACCUGUCAUGGUCAUGGAGGAAACAAUAG